UUAUUGAAAUGAAAGCAAAGGAAAAAAAAAACAUUCAACCAAUUUAUUCAAAAGAUUGACAUAUCCUUCAGCCUCGAAUCGCAUGUCAUCUUGUUCUGUCUGUUUUCGCUCAUUUUAAAUCUCUAGAUGUUGUGCAAUUCACUCUAGUUGUUGUCGCUCGAAUUUGUUCCCAACUCCUUCACCAUAUCCUACCUAGUUUUGUUUGUUCCAACCUUGAAAUGUCGCGUUAUUUCUUCCAACUGUUGUCGCUUGCUUCCGUACUCGAUGUCGUCGCUUGAUCCCAUGGCAGACCAUUUGUGUGAAAUUUCAUGAUUUUUUUCAUCUUUUCUUCUAGGGACAUGAAUCUCCUUUCCUUUCUCCCCUCCAUAGACAAAAGUCAUUCUUCCUUGGACGAGAAACACUCCAUUUCCGAUCUUAUUUGACUCACUUAUCUCUCUAAUUUUUCCCAGGAUGAUUUUCAAUCACGGAAUCGAAACUCCUUUAUGUUGCAAUCCCGCUGUUCCCCGAUUCUCAACUGUAUGCGAGCUCGUAAGUCACGAUCCUGUCCUUGGCUUCCUAGAUCGCCUAAAUCUUGACUUUAUUGCGAGAUUCACCUGUAUGCCCCAACUACAGUCAAGACUGUAUCGCGUGAUUCAGUCACACUGUAUGUCACUAUUCUGUUGUUGCUUUGUAGCUAAUCACUACCCUACUGUAGGCUUCAUUCACGAAGAGCACUGUACGCAUCGAUCCCAAUUGGGAGGUGUCCCUACUCAUGAUUCUACAAAUCUAUGCUCCGCAAUCGUUGUAGGCAUCCCAACUCGUUAAAAAUUGUGAAUGUUUCAUGAGGUUUGAUUACGCUGCAAUCCCAUCGACUUCACAGCUAGCUCAAAUCGCAUAUAUUAUGUGGAACGCCUCGAUCUUUUCUUUGUUUCAAAGAAUCAAAUGCUCUGAUGCUAAUUUGACACGAACUGGGAGACUUUUCCACAUUAAUUAAGGCAAAUAAAUAUUUUUUUCAUAAAGAUAAAUCAACACAACCUGAAUAUAUAGAGAUAAGCAUAUACAAUUCGAGAGGUAACAAUCUCUCGCAAAUCCCAACCCUAACACCUACAAUUCGAGAGGUAGGUGAUUUCUCCCAAAUCUUAAUCCUAAGUCGCGAGACAAAAAUCUCAUCAUGUCUUAACCCUAAAACAUUAAGCCCUAUUUAUACCCACAAUAAUAACUAACAAAUAACUAACUUAUCCUUUUAGUCUUGAGCCUAAAAUAAUUCUUCAAAUUAUUUGGUGGGCUUGGCGACGGUGUAAUAUAAUCAAACGCAAAUAAAAUAAAAUAAAAACAAAAAAUAGAAAAUAAAAAACAAAAAUGAUCCCAAAUGGUAAGAAAUCAUGACUCUUAUGGUGUAUUUCUUUGUUCUUUUGGAAGUCUGCCUAAAUUACUCGCAGGUUAUGCACUUAAAAGGAUUCUGUUAGCUGAGCAAUUUGCUUAGAAAUGGGAUGAGAUAUAUUCUUUUUGAGAGGAUCUGGAUGUGCAAGCCUUUGUAUGAGGAUGAAUUUCGUAGUGCUAUUGAAGAAAACUACUACAGCCCAAACAAGUUCCACUUUGGUCUGUCAUACAAGCAGGUUAUCAAGCUGAUUCACUUGUUUCAUUCUAGGAAGAUUAACAUAAACCAAUAUAAGGGACAUGGCAUACCCAACAAAAUCAUUGACAAGUUUGAGAACUCGGCUUUAGACGACUUUAGCUUAACCAAAACUGAAAAAUAUGUGGAACGCAGAUCAGAUAUUAGAGAACGAAACUACGAAGUUAGAGGGCAAUUUAAACAUAAAUUCCCAUUCGACCAGUUUGAGAACACCAAUACUGGAAGAGGAUCAAAUCAACCAGACAUGUUCCCUUCAUCCUACCCACAGAAUUCCUUUUCUGAAACCCCAAAUUCCCAGAUGUGUUCACCUUUCUUGCCUGAUGAUCGUAUCGCAUCUCGCCAUUUUUCUACUGAAAAAAAUUCUGAGAUUGAAUAUAAACCUUCACCUCCACAUUCGUCUCGAUAUAACCCCAAUUUAGAUGACAUGGAGGCACCAUAUUUGAUUCAAUCAAACCACCACUCAAGCCUAGAUAUGACUCCAAGAAUGGCCGUGAUUCAAGAAGAAAUGUCACUCACAUCAUUGCAUAACGAUUCAGGUCGUCAAAGUCGAAUUUCGCAGCAUGCUAGUGUUUCUGGAGCUCAUCCGAAACAAGUAUUUUACUGUCCCGAUUAUUUUCUAUUGGCUGAAGAAUCACAACGGGAGUGUUUCGACAGAGAAAGUCGAACUUAUCAGAGAGCUGAGGCUGAGGCUGAUGAAUAUGCUGCGGUCCAUGGUCCACUCAAUGCAGAUUCUGAUUUGGGUCUGCUCGGUGCUUUUCCUCGCUCGUCCCCAUAUCGAAACAUUCGUGAUCACGAGACUCCUGAACUAUCGAGGGCGUUAUCUCUCAACGAGUUUUUGGACAGUUUUUCGAAAAGGAUAGAUGGUUGGAGUGCCAUGGAGCUAUGGAAAAAGUCGGUGGACUGCGAUAUCAAUGAGAAGCAUGGUAGCGGAUAUCAGAAUAAGAUCACACAGCUACCAGUCCAAUUAAUUGAAAGUGGGGAAAUUGAUCAAUAUGACGACAUUAUUGACUCAGAACAUGUUGAACUCAGGGAGCCAAACAAUCAUGUUUUAGCUAAAGAGAGUUUUGAACUUCCCUUUUAUGAUUUCAGGCGGCGAAGCACCGGCCAAAAGUAUGAAGGGCGAGAUUAUUCUAAUGAAUGUGAUGAUAUAUGUGGGAACCAAGCAGAACUAAUGGAAAGUAAGAAGAGGAAAUUAGUAAGACCAUCGUUCGAAGAGAUGCAUGAAAAUCUGAAGGCAAAAGCGGGGAAAGAGAAAACUGAAGUGGAGAUGUCUUAUAUAAAGUUUUUAGACACUGAGAAUGAAAGUAAGGCUAAUAUUGUAAAUAGUUUUUUUGAUAGUAUGGUUCCAGUGUUGCAAAAUGUUCGGAAAAAAUAUGAGCCGGUAGGUGAAUCACAUGAACAGAAUAAUGCGACAUCUGUAGAUGAAUCAUUGGAUUUUAUCCCAAUUGAUUAGCAAACACAUCAAUUAUGAUUAUGGUGGCAGUAUACUCGUUGACAUGGCUAGCAUCCAUACAGUAAGUUACACCUGUGCAACUUCUAAAAAAAUUAGAACUGAAGGAACUUGUUGCAAUGAAAUAGUUCGCAUAGCUGUUCCAGAUAAAGGCAUCAAAUCCUAUACUCCGAGUCACCUGGAAUUGCAGCGGUAAGUAUGGAAUUCAAUUUUGUACAUCUAUUUUCUUUUUGGAGUCUUUUGUGGUAGACAAUAGCAAAGCUCAAACAAACCUCUUUGUGGCCUGUCUUUUAAACACUAGGCUUGUAGUCAUUUAGUGUUAGAUUGUUUCUUCUUACGUAAAGAACUUCUACAUUUUUCUUAUUUGUUA
Molecule: messenger RNA, 3432 nt
Organism: Phalaenopsis equestris
Lineage: Eukaryota; Viridiplantae; Streptophyta; Magnoliopsida; Asparagales; Orchidaceae
Exons: 4
Coding region: 1470-3065 (531 amino acids)
Source: RefSeq, a predicted model, not a curated record